AGGCUAGUUUGCGCUCGUCGCUGGCGCCGGUAUAGCCACAGGGUUAUUCAAGCCAAAAUGGAAUUGUGCUGUUCGAGCGGCUUCAGCCCGACGACGACUCUUCCAUCUCGAAAUACCGUUGCUAAUCUCAGUUGUCGCAGUUUUCGUCCCUUACCUGUAAAACAUCCAAUUCUAGGUUGUUCUAGAUUUAGAGUGAAUUGCAGAGAGCCAGCACAUGACGAUGCUCCUCUCUCCGCUGAUUCGGCCUACUCUGUCCUCGGAGUUCACCCCGAUUGCUCUGCUCUCGAAUUGAAAGCGGCUUUUCGAGCCAAGGUGAAGCAAUUCCAUCCCGAUGUUAUCAAAGACGGAACAAAUUCAGAUACUAUGAUUCGCCGUGUAAUCCAGGCAUAUGAGAUGCUGUCCAGCUGCAGCCGGUCAGAGAUAAUUGAAAGGGAAUGCUUAGAUCCAUUUGACAAACCAGAAUGUGAAGCUGUUGAUAUUUUUGUUAACGAGGUGCUUUGUGUUGGGAAAGCAUGUUCAAAUUCAUGUGUGAACAGAGCGCCUCAUGCUUUCACAUAUGUCUCUUCAACUGGAACAGCACGUGCAACUUCUCAAGGUCAUGGUGAAGAUUAUCAAGUUCAACUUGCUGUUGGUCAAUGCCCAAGGAGUUGCAUUCAUUAUGUUACCCCAUCGCAGAGAAUUAUCUUAGAGGAGCUACUUGACAGCAUGCUGAAUGCACCCUUUUAUGAUACGUCAACUGAGGCAGAAUUGCUCUACUCACUUAUAACGAAAGCCAAAUAUGAGAAUAACAGAUACCAAAAGCCGAAGAAGCAACCGAAAACUUCAAGCCAGCAUGUUGAUUGGUUUUAACAUUGGGGCAGUGGUUUAUCAAUAAGUCAUCCUGUAAAUAUAAUGAUAAGGGCAUGGCAGUUGUCAGCUGCAUACAAGAGCUUUAUUUCUCUUUUCACCGGAACUUAUGCGAAGAUAUGCAUUUUGUCCCAUCCCUAUUGCAAUUCUUUAUGAAGAGGCAGGGGCGGAUUUGUGACAUACUCUUCCUGUCCUAAAUAUAAGACAUUUAUACUAAUGUGUAUAAAGGUCUUAUAUUUAAGACUGGAGGAGUAGUAAUUUACGUGUUAGCAUGGAUUUCAGGCUCUUGUUUUUGGUUUUGCGUAGGCAAAUCUAUGUAACGUCUCACAAGGUUAGAAGCCGGCGGCUCUGAUCUCUACAAAGCGUUGGGCGGUUGGGGUAAUUAAUUUUGACUACGCAAAAUGUAGACAUUCUUCCCCGGGG
Neltuma alba is the source of this 1269-nucleotide messenger RNA. RefSeq names its product chaperone protein dnaJ C76, chloroplastic. The coding region runs from base 58 to 849 and encodes 263 amino acids. NCBI's taxonomy places the organism in Eukaryota, Viridiplantae, Streptophyta, Magnoliopsida, Fabales, Fabaceae. The transcript has 7 exons. The record is from RefSeq and is a predicted model, not a curated record.